AUGCCAGGACAUUAUAUUAAUGGAUAUCUUAUGCAAAUAAAAUUUUCAUUAAUGAUAAAAUAUCUUUUAAUUGGUAUUUCAUUAAAAUUAUAUAGUGAUUAUGAAUAUCAUAUGAUUUACUGGUAUAUUUCUAUUUUAUUUAGUAUGUCAUAUGAACACUUAAAUGAAUUUAGAAUACAAUUAGAUAUGGAUAGAAGAAUGUAUUCAAUAUCAAAAAAAUCAAAAAAUAUCAAACCAUCAAAACUAACACCAAAUAUGGAACAAUUAACUAUUUUAUUAUAUAAAACAUUAAUCAGUGGAAUUACUAAAUUACUUUUAGCAUUAAAUAAAAUGAAUAUUAUCAAAUCACCAGAAUUUUUACUUGGUAAUAAUAAAUAUCGUUAUGAACUUAGAUUUUCUGCAUUUGAAAAAUGUCAUACACCACAAUAUAUUCCAUUUGAAAAAUAUGAAGAACAACGUAAUAAUAACAUUCAACCAGGAUUAAUUAUUAUUGAUUCUGUUAAUGAACUGAAAAAAUGUAAAGAAAUUAUUGAAGAAAUUAAAUUAAAUAAUAAAAAUAAUUAUCUUCCUAACGAAAUGGUUGGAAUGUUAUAUAAAAUAUCAAUGUCUAAUAUGUUGACUGCAAUGAAAUUAAUGAAAAUUCAUCCUACUUCAACAACAAAAGCAGUAUUUUCAUUUGAUGAUAUUGAAUAUCUUCCAAUAAUUUCUAUUAAGGAUAAUUAA
Molecule: messenger RNA, 723 nt
Organism: Entamoeba dispar SAW760
Lineage: Eukaryota; Evosea; Mastigamoebida; Endamoebidae
Exons: 1
Coding region: 1-723 (240 amino acids)
Biological process (GO): N-terminal peptidyl-methionine acetylation
Cellular component (GO): NatC complex
Source: RefSeq, a predicted model, not a curated record